This is a messenger RNA of Paramecium tetraurelia, 1117 nucleotides long. RefSeq lists its product as uncharacterized. The record is from RefSeq and is a predicted model, not a curated record. The transcript is spliced from 4 exons. NCBI's taxonomy places the organism in Eukaryota, Ciliophora, Oligohymenophorea, Peniculida, Parameciidae.
AUGAAAGUUAUUGUUUUCAUCACUCUUUUGGUAUGUGUUUUCGGCCAACAACCUGAAAUGUUAGAGUAAAUUGCACAGAACAGUUUCGGCAGAUAAAUAUUGUAAACAAUUCAAUUAGAACUCACACAAGAAAAUGCAGCAAGAUAAAUCUACACCAUGUUAAACAAAUUGUUUUAUGAUCUCAGAGAUGAAGAUGCUCGUUCAAGCAAAGCUAAUGGAGAGAGACAAGCAUAAUGUUCUGAUCAAUUUGCAUUAAUCAAUUCAAUCUAAGAAAAAGCAGUUGUUGCCAAGGCUGAUUAUGAAAGACAAAUACCAGGAAAAUAAGAAGAAUUAGCAAAUAAAGUGGCUCAAGUUGAAUAAAAAAAUGCUGAGAUCCAAAGAAAUGAUUAAUUAUAUGUUAACCUUUCAGAACAAAGAAGAAAAGAGCAUGAAACUUAUGAACGUAAGAGAGAUGAACUUAUUGGUUUGAUCAAUGGUUUAAAAUAAGCAUAACAAAUUAUAAGACAAUUGCAAACUCCUCAUCCUGGAGGUGCUCUUGUUCAAUUAAAAGAACAUCAUGAAUAAUUAAUAAAAUCAUAUGCUGCCAAUUCAGAAUUCAAAAGUAUGGCAUCAUUGUUGAUGGAAUUAUGUACAGAUGCUAAAAUCCAUUCUGAUAAUGACAAUGUUUAAGUUAUUGUAGAUAUUAUCAAUGACUUAAUUGAAAGCAUUUACGAUGUCUAAAAGAGAGAAAUGUAUGCAGAAGAUUGGGCAGAGAAGUUCUUCUAAUAGGAUUUACUGCGACUCUCCAAAGAAAAUGUUAGAUUGUAAGGUCAAAUCGCAGAUGAUCAAGCUGCUGCUGAAUUUGCUCAAUAGAGAUUAGAGGAUCUCCAAUAAUAGGCUCUCCUUCAAUAAAUUAUUUAUGAUAACAAAGAAGUGGAGAGAAAGUCUUUUGAGGUUGCUUGCAAGGAGGAUAACAAUGCUGCUGAGUAGGCCAGAGUCUCAAGAAAUGAACAAAUACAAAUUGUACUUCAGUUGUUGGAAUUAUUUGAAAACAAUUUCAAUGAUAGAACUAGAGCAGCACUUCUUCAAAUUGUUGUAUGAAACAAUAUAAAAGUUAAAAAACAUAUAUUAUAUAAAU